Paramuricea clavata is the source of this 1867-nucleotide messenger RNA. The record is from the annotation of a GenBank genome assembly. Lineage: Eukaryota; Metazoa; Cnidaria; Anthozoa; Malacalcyonacea; Plexauridae.
AUGAAGAUCAAACCACUUUCCCCUCCACCUGGUAUCUUUGUUCAUCAGGAUCUGUAUUCUCGUCGACGUUGGAGAAGAGCGCAAUACCUCGCCGACCAGUUUUGGAUUCGCUGGAAGAACGAAUACCUCCAAUCGCUUCAAUCCAGAUCUAAAUGGAACAAACGUCACCCUAAUCUGGAAGUUGGUGACAUCGUUCUCAUGAAAGAUGACACACUCUGGAACCUUUGGCCAAUGGGAAGAAUCACAAAGGCAAUCAAGAGCGAAGAUGGUAAAGUUCGGAAAGCGGAGGUGAUGGUAUACCGCCAUGGAGAAAAGAAGACUUACACGCGACCAAUUGGGGAACUUAUACUCUUAUUGAACAACACACAAGUUAGGUAGCAAGGACGAGGAGUGUGAAGUUAUGCUAAUAUGUAGAAUGCAUGCUUGACUAAAUACAUACAUAAUUAAUCGAUCUACUAGAGUAGAUAAAAGGCCAGAUCUUGGGAUUUUGGGGAGGGAAAAAUUAAAACACAGGGAACACUCUACAAGACUUCAACGGAAAUCAUUUAUGGGGAAUUUGAAGGACUUCGAUCUCAUAGAGUUAUAGACGUAAGUCAGUUCAUUUAUUUCAUACUAUAUUUACAAGCUUAUCGUGCACAAAUUUAUAAACUGUGUGCUUAGUGUAGCGUAUUAUUGAUUUAUAGUUUUCACCAACGGAUACACAGGAAUAUACAGGAUCAAGUGUAGCUUAAUACUAAGCAAGAAUGUAUCAUUUAUAUUAAAUCAAUUUAAACUGUGUAUUCGUUUGGUUGACACUGCAUUCUCUGCCCGCGACACGACACUAGUGACUCGACUUUGUUGAGAAUUGCCUCCCGUUGUUCCCAACACAAGUUAAAGAUAACAAACACUAUGUAUUUUUAUAGUUUUAUUCACCAAUCUCAUGCUCGCUUUGCUGUGUUUUCCUGAAUCCCUCUCAAAAGUAAACAUUUCACCGGUAUAUUCCAGAGCUGUCCGACAGUUGGUGAGUAUACUUGCAUGUCUCGCGCGAUAACAUAACAGCUAAAUAUAGUUUCCGACAACUUCUGAUAGUUCAGAAUGUACCAUCUCCAGCAUCACCUUAACACCCGAGGAAGUUUACCACGUUCUUGCUGCUCCCGAUGAAAACAAAGCGACUGGCCCUGACAAAAUACCAGCGAAACUCCUCAAAAACUGUGCGUCCAGUAUUUAUUUAUCGCUAUGUGAUCUCUUCAACAAGAGUUUAUCUAUGGGUAAACUUCCAAAUGAGUGGAAACUCUCCAAUAUUGUUCCAAUCCCAAAGAAAGGUCCAGCUGAAGAGGUGUCGAACUAUCGACCAAUAUCUCUGUUGUCCUUGGUCUCCAAAGUCUUCGAACAUUGUGUCUGCAACCAACUCGUAUCACACAUUUCCACUCAACUCCACCGUCUACAAUUCGGUUUCCUCAGAGGCAAGUCAACCACCUCACAGCUUCUGCACAUUCUCCAGGAUAUUCAUCAAGCGUUGGAGAGUGGAAACCAAGUCGACGCUGUGUAUCUGGACUUUGCAAAAGCGUUUGACAAGGUUAGUCAUAAGCUUUUGUUGACUAAACUUCACAAGUUUGGAAUAAGAGGUGACCUACUAAGUUGGUUUGAAAAUUAUCUCUCUGGCCGCUACCAAAUAGUCACUGUUCUGGGUGAGACCUCGGGUACACUCCCUGUACUGUCUGGUGUUCCUCGGGGAUCAAUCUUGGGGUCCCUCCUUUUCCUAGUAUAUGUGAACGAUUUCCACAUUCCAUAUUUGGCGAAUCAACUGUGGCAAUGUUUGCUGAUGAUACAAAGUACUACUGUUCUGCAAGAGAUUUACCCAACUGCGAAGGUCUACAGAAUGAUCUGA